Zingiber officinale is the source of this 2758-nucleotide messenger RNA. Its product is annotated as pentatricopeptide repeat-containing protein At5g67570, chloroplastic-like. NCBI's taxonomy places the organism in Eukaryota, Viridiplantae, Streptophyta, Magnoliopsida, Zingiberales, Zingiberaceae. Gene Ontology annotation, biological process: chloroplast organization. The coding region runs from base 54 to 2630 and encodes 858 amino acids. Gene Ontology annotation, cellular component: chloroplast. The record is from RefSeq and is a predicted model, not a curated record. Gene Ontology annotation, molecular function: protein binding. The transcript is spliced from 9 exons.
AAACAGAAGAAACAAAUAUCUAAGCCAUAGCCAUUUCCCCUCUGUCUGCGGCCAUGGCCAUGGCGGUCUCGGCCGCUGCCUCUUCCGCUUCGUUAUCGGCCGCCUCAUCCGAUCACAAGCCCUUCGAGCCUAACAACGAGGCCAUCAGGAAGCGGCUUCUUCGCAAGGGUGUCUUCCCCACCCCUAAGAUCCUCCACGCCCUCCGCAAGAAAGAGACCCAGAAGGCUCUCCGCAGAGCCAAGAAACAAGCCCUCCAAGUACAACCUUCUUCUGUAUCGGAGUCGCAGAGUCGGGACUUGGAGGGCGAUGAUCUCUUCCGCACCGUCUCCGCUGAGUACCGUGCCGUGAGGGAGGAGUUCCGCCGUAGAGACGAGAAGGCGGUGGUUCUCGCCGGGAAGCCAUGGGAGGGUUCCAAGGCUGUCGACUUGAGAGCUCUUACGAGCGCGAGAGAAACCCUCGGAGAUGGGAGACUGAGGACUGAGCACCUGGAGGAACUGAGGCGGAUGCUUGCGGAGAGGAAUGGGGAGCAGUUCCGGUUGUUGUUGAUUAAUGAUGAAGUAGAAGAUACGGGUUGUGAUUUUGGAAAUAAAGAAGUGAAAAAACCACCGAAAUCAUGGCUGAUGAUAGAAGAAGAAGAAAGAAUUCGCUUGCUUGUUGACAGGCUGAGCAGUUCGAACCCAAGUAUGCAAGAUUGGAAGUUUUCAUGGAUGAUGAGGAAAUCAGGUAUAUUGUUUACAGAGAUGUCCCUACUCAAAAUAAUUGAACGGCUGGGACAUCUUGGAAAGUGGAGUUCUGCUCUGUCUGUUGUGGAAUGGGUAUACAAUGAAAAGAGCUACAAGCAUAAGAAAAGCAGGUUUGUGUACACCAAGCUUUUGUCUGUUCUUGGAAAGGAAAGGAGACCAAUUGAAGCUCUUCAACUAUUCAAGAAAAUGCAGGAAGAUGGGCAGUUAUAUCCAGACAUGGCUGCAUACCAUAGUAUCUCAGUCACACUUGGUCAAGCUGGUCUUGUACAUGAGCUAAUCAACAUUAUCAAUUGCAUGAAAGUAAAACCCUCCAGAAAGCUUAAGAACAUGAAUCGCAGAAACUGGGAUCCCUGCAUGGAGCCAGAUAUUGUCAUUUAUAAUGCUGUUUUGAAUGCUUGCAUUCCAUCCCAUCAAUGGAAAGGAGUGUUUUGGGUGUUGGAACAGAUGAGAUAUAGUGGUUUAAAACCUAUCGGAGCGACAUAUGGUUUAGCUAUGGAAGUCAUGCUGAAAGCGGGGAAGUAUGAUCUGGUACACAAGUUCUUUGAAAAGAUGCGAAAAGGUGGAAUAGCUCCCAAAGCACAAACCUACAGAGUUCUUGUUAGAGCCUUUUGGGAAGAAGGUAAAAUAGAUGACGCACUUGAAGCCGUCAUGGAAAUGGAACAUAGAGGAAUUGUUGGAGCAGCUAGUGUCUAUUACUAUUUUCCUGCUGUAUUAUCGACAGGUUAUGUUUUUUCAAUGUUAAAAUUGCAGGUUGAGAAAUUAAAAAGGGUCCCUUUUAGAAAACCUUUGGAGGUAGCAUUCACUGGUAUGAUCCUAGCUUCAUUGGAUGGUGGAUUCGUUGGUGACUGCAUCUCAAUUUUUGAACAUAUGAAAGACCACUGUGCUCCUAAUGUUGGAACCAUAAAUGCCAUGCUGAAAGUCUAUUCUUGUGCUGACAUGUUUGCAAAAGCUAAAGAACUAUUUGAAGCUACUAAAGCCACACAUGGCGGUUUAGAAUCCUCUGGAAAUUAUUCAUCUCUUCAGCUGGAUUCAUAUUCAUAUAAAUCUAUGCUAGAGGCAUCUGCUUCUUCCCAACAAUGGGAGUACUUUGAGUAUGUCUACAAGGAGAUGAUUUUGUCUGGUUUCAAGCUAGAUCAUAGAAAAUUUUCAUGGUGCCUAGUUAAAGCAUCCAGAGCUGGAAAGUGGCAUUUGCUAGAGCAUGCAUUCGACACAAUUCUGGAGGCUGAAGAAAUUCCUCAUACAUCGCUUUUCAUGGAAAUGAUAUGCCAGACCAUCGCCCAAGGGGAUUUUGGAAGGACAGUGAGUCUACUCAACAGUAUGGCUCAUGCUUCGCUUUCAGUGAGUGAAAGUCAGUGGACCAGCUUACUGGAGAAGGAGAUCGCUACAUUGGGCAUGGGGAAGUUGCAAGACCUACUAAACCAUUUGCAGAGCUGCAGCCUUGUGAUGGAAGAUCCCGUCCCAAUUUUUUUGAAGUCACUGCACUUGAUUUCUGGUCGAAGAUUUUUGGAGGGCACAGCGUCUGUUGCAGGUUCGAUUGGCAGUUUGGAAAAUGAUGAAAAAAUUAAGGAUUAUCAACAUGUUGAUGUGCCCGGCCGAAUAGAUGGCAGGGCGCCAUCUCUUUCUACUUCUUAUUCAUGCAGUCUCGUUGAAAUGCCUGAUGCAGAGAGCAGCGCUAAUGCCAGUUUGCAGGGAGAAUUUGAUAAUUUGGAAAGCAGUUCACCUGCAGGGGCUCAAAGAAGCGAACAUUCCUGUUUUCAGCACAACGAAGAGUUUUAUUUUACUGAUUCAACACUGGAUUUGUUAACUUCUGGAAUACGAACACCUUUCUCAGAAUCGCCGCCAGCAUCAGAAAUACUUGAAAGGUGGAGAAUUAGGCAAGAAGAUUAAGGAUGCACUUUGGACAAUGAACAAAUCAUUUCCUUUUUGUUUGAUGUUAUUUCGUGUCAAUAUUAUCCAUAGAAAAUGAUGUGAUUUUUUCUAAAUUUUUAUUUUGAUAUUAGUUUAAAAUUUUAAAA